CCAUUUCGCUUUCCAAGUUGUAUCCCAGAAACUUCUUCUUUACUUUACCACCUUCAAUAGUCUUUUACCUAAGGAAGAAGUAACGAAAAUUUAGCGACUUGAAUACCUUCACUGUUCAAGUAAAAGAAUACACUAAUUAUUUUAUUUUAUUUUCGGCUUUCUCGCAUAUCAACCAUUUGAAUGAAUCAGGCAGGUCAAAUUAUUCCGUUUACAACAUCUGGCUCCCUGGUGGAUUAUGUUGACCGGAAAGUGAUAGUGGUUCUACGAGAUGGUAAAAAACUAAUUGGCAUUCUCCGGUCCUUUGACCAAUUUGCCAAUCUUAUGCUCCAGUACACUAUUGAAAGGAUUUAUGUUGAUGAUAUGUAUGGUGACAUUGAUCGAGGUGUUUAUAUUGUGCGAGGUGAAAAUGUUGUAUUACUAGGAGAAUUGGAUUUGGACAAAGAAUAUGAAAUGGAAAAGGGAUUACGCCGUGUUCCAGCAGAACAUCUGUAUCCAUUAUCGAAACAACGUUCUGAUGAUAAGCGGAAAACUCUUCGGGAAAAAACCAAAAAACUGAACACCGUUGGUUUCAGCGUCGAUUUUGGACAUGAUGAUUUGUACUAAAAAUUACAAAUGUGUACCUUCAUUUUAUGUAGCUAACUAUAAUAUUUCACUUCUUUGGUCUUUUCAAUCUACUUUCUGUAUCGUUUAUUACUUACAUUUUGAAAGAAUGAAAAUCUGUAAGGUUUUGAAUGAUAACUAGAUUGAAUCAAUGAACGAAUUAUGAAUGUCUCUUCCGAUUCAUAUAUAAUAAUUAUUAUUAUUAUUAUUUGAACGCAUGAAGUAUAAAGUAACUCAGAAAGAAUUAGCAGAAUUUGUC
Molecule: messenger RNA, 859 nt
Organism: Schizosaccharomyces octosporus yFS286
Lineage: Eukaryota; Fungi; Ascomycota; Schizosaccharomycetes; Schizosaccharomycetales; Schizosaccharomycetaceae
Product: mRNA decapping complex subunit
Exons: 4
Coding region: 181-603 (140 amino acids)
Biological process (GO): deadenylation-dependent decapping of nuclear-transcribed mRNA
Cellular component (GO): Lsm1-7-Pat1 complex; P-body
Molecular function (GO): RNA cap binding
Source: RefSeq, a predicted model, not a curated record